GACCGCAGUCUCUUCCCUUUCAUCCGGGCAACAACAACCUUGCGAGGCCGCUGACGUUGGCCAGGUUACCAUGGGCCAGGCAAGGAGCCGGAAGAGAGCCGGCACGACCCCGCUGAGCGGCCAAGGAGUCGGAAGCGGGCUGGACUUGACCCUCCUGCCCCAGGAGCUGCUGGUGCUGAUCCUGAGCUGGGUGCCGGGCCGGGCCCUGGUGACUCGCGGCCGCCUGGUGUGCCGGCAGUGGCGGGACCUGAUCGACGGCCCCACCCUCUGGAAGCUCCAGGGGGAGAGGGACCCCUCCGGGCGGGAAGCUCUCAAGGCCGCCCUGGAAGCGGCCCGUCAUUGCCCCCGCAUGGAGUGGGCCCGGGUGGGCGUCCUGCAGCCCUUCGGGAGGAACCUGGUCAGGAAUCCUCGAGGGGAAGAACAAUUUCAGCACUGGCAGGUCGGACAUGGGGACGGCGUCUGCUUGGGGGACAACACCUGCUGGAUAUCACAGCUCGUCGAUUUGGUGAAGGAAGGCUUGUGGGAAGACGUCCUGGACACCUUCCAGCCGGAUAUUUUGAUCUCUGACUGGUGGGGCACCCACGAAAAAUGCGGCUGCACCUACAACCUCUACGUCCUCCUCCUGGCAGCCGACAAAAACUCCGUGAUCGACAGAUUUGUCACCAAGGUGGACCCUGCGGAGGAGUGGAACGUCCCGUUUCAGCAGGCUUCCCACGUCUUCAGAAAGUAUGGCCCUGGAGUGCGCUACCUGCGGUUCCAGCACAUCGGCAAUCGCCCCGGGGCGGAGCGCACGGAAGCUCACAUCACCAACUCCACCGUCUUGGUGAAACUCUCAGGGUAGACUCCGAUUGGGACCCUUCCCUACUGGGAAAAUGUGUAACACCCCCCCCCCAAAUUCCGAAAGGCUCAAGGCCAUUUUCCACCUUCCGGCGGCGCCUCCUCAGGCGCAUUUCAGAGAACUGAAGAGCGGCCAUUUGCUUCGAGCAUCCUUCUGGUGGGGCUGAAGGGCGAAGGGGCGGUACCCUUGAGCAACCUGUAGCGCUGCUGAAGGCGGAGCCGGCCAGAAACCGGCUGCCACAGCUCACCUUCAGGGACUUCGAGAAGAUUCUUGGCGCUGUGCUGGCAGCGGCUGCCAAAGCAAUGUUUUCAAAAAUCAGAACAGGCAAUGAAAUCUCCGGUGGUCAAUGAGAAGCCUUGCUGGGCAAAAGCCCUGCUGGGUGGUGCCCACGUCUAAAAACACGGGCACCGGGAAAGGUGUGGGCAGAUGUCAUGUGGCGCCCACGGGGACUGUGUUGGGGGUCAAAGAUAUGAAGGGGAAAGCUGUCGUGCAGGGGUGUCAAACAUGCAGCCCAGGG
Molecule: messenger RNA, 1355 nt
Organism: Gekko japonicus
Lineage: Eukaryota; Metazoa; Chordata; Lepidosauria; Squamata; Gekkonidae
Product: F-box only protein 17-like
Exons: 6
Coding region: 71-841 (256 amino acids)
Biological process (GO): glycoprotein catabolic process; SCF-dependent proteasomal ubiquitin-dependent protein catabolic process
Cellular component (GO): cytoplasm; SCF ubiquitin ligase complex
Molecular function (GO): protein binding; ubiquitin protein ligase activity
Source: RefSeq, a predicted model, not a curated record